GACACUUUAUAAAAGCAUGGGAGGGUUCCUGGGAGGGAAAACAGCUGCCUUGGAUUUACAGUGAGGGACAAAAAAGAUGGAUUGCAAAAGCACUACCGAGCUCACCGUGCCUGCUCAGCCACCUGUUUACAGCUUCAUGCCCAAAGCGAGCACAACCCAACAGAGAAUCAUGCUUGCCUCAGUGAUGGUCAUUCUCCUGGGCUUCUUCAUAGUUGCCGGCACUUUGGUGGGAGUUUACCUGACCCACAAACACACAGAAAAGGUCCUUGACAUGGUCAUCCAGGGAAACAAGGGGGAAGAGGAAGAGCAGACGGCCAUGGUAAAUGAACGGGAGAACGUGGCCGCUUUCCACAUCAGAAGAAAGAAAUCCACAGCCACAGUUGUGUACAACUAUAACCAAGGUCUAAUAGGUCUCAGAAUCACCAACAGUAAAAAAUGUUUCGUGAUGAAGAUAGAUAAACUCAACAUACCAAGCUUGGAUGAAAUUUCCAGAGAUCUGCCAAAUUUUAACGCCAAACAGGUCUCUGGAGACAAAAUGUCUUACAGCUUCACAGAGGCGGAACCGGCUGACCGCACUACACUGGGAACAACUCUGAAUAUUCUCUGCAGCGACAUCCCCAUCUACUGGGCUCUGCCUCGCAAGAUCCAAGGAAACCGCAGCAGUUCUGCUCCUCUUGGCUCCCCAUGGUGUUUCUUUAGCUCUUUCUGUUUCUGCUUUUGAUCUGAAAUCUCAAGUUAUUGUGUGAAUUAUGCCUACUCGUCAGCACAGACCGCAGAGUCUUGGAUGAGGCAAGCAUCAGAAUAAAAACAAUUUUUAUAACUUUGUGUACUGGGUAAUACAU
This is a messenger RNA of Chelonia mydas (Green sea turtle), 842 nucleotides long. Its product is annotated as pulmonary surfactant-associated protein C-like. Gene Ontology annotation, biological process: respiratory gaseous exchange by respiratory system. The transcript has 6 exons. Gene Ontology annotation, cellular component: alveolar lamellar body; extracellular region. The record is from RefSeq and is a predicted model, not a curated record. NCBI's taxonomy places the organism in Eukaryota, Metazoa, Chordata, Testudines, Cheloniidae. Bases 77 to 721 code for a protein of 214 amino acids.